This is a messenger RNA of Lactuca sativa (garden lettuce), 1587 nucleotides long. Lineage: Eukaryota; Viridiplantae; Streptophyta; Magnoliopsida; Asterales; Asteraceae. The record is from RefSeq and is a predicted model, not a curated record.
GGGCAUUCAACUAGAACGCUUAUAAACCCUAGCUUUCCCCCCAAAUUUCCAACUUUAUAUACCCCAGAAACAUCCCUGAGGAAAACGCAUUCCAUGGAUAAGAUCGAAAAGGCUCCGAAGGAGUCCUAACGCGCAGUUUAUUCACCUCUUAAUAUGAAAAUGGAGCGAGCAUGCUAUUCCUUUUCACAAUGUAAAUUCAAAUUCGUUCUACCAGAGAAAGUUAAAGUAAGAAUCGGAUGUUCAUCACGCUUCCUUAUAUCUAAACUGUUAGGUUCUGAUCGACCUUGUAAAGUUGGCACAAAAGCGUGGAAUGAAAGGCAGUAAUGGAGUCUGGAAGGACUUUUUGACUGUUUAUGCCAAGAAAGUUGGUGUCAGCUUGAGUGAUCCUGCAAGAAGGUCUCCUGAAGCAUUGAUUGCUUUCUUGUAUACAUUCAGCGAUGCUGAUGAUUUGAAGUUUUUUGAUAAAGUAGUGGAAAAGCAUGCCAGCAUUGAGCGUAUCCUGAAUAAAACAGAUAAAUUGUCCCUUGAACAGGAGCUUGUUUACAAGACUAUUGAUCAUCCACACUACGUGCAAAGUUAUUCAUUUCCAUCAUAUGAGGAGGGUUGGGUGGUUACAAAGGAGAGAAAAGAGGUGAAGGAAAGUGAAAAUAAUGCAACGGUUGCAAUUGAUUGUGAGAUGGUGUUAUGUGAAGAUGGAAGUGAUGCUUUGGUUAGGGUUUGUGUUGUGGAUCGUGAUUUAAAGGUCAAACUUGAUGAACUUGUUAAGCCUGAAAAAGAAGUUGCUGAUUAUAGAACUAAUAUAACUGGAGUUUCUGCCAAAGAUUUGGAACAAGUUACUUGUUCAUUACAAGAUGUACAGGAUUCCAUGGAGAAGUUGCUAUCAAGAGGAACAAUUUUGAUUGGGCAUAGUUUAAAUAUUGAUCUACAAGCAUUGAAGAUAGAUCACACAAGAGUAAUUGACACCUCUCUUGUAUUCAAAUAUGGUAGUGGCUCCAAUUUCAGGAGACCAUCUUUGAAUGAUUUGUGUAAGUCAGUUUUGGGAUAUGAAGUUAGAAAGGAAGGAGCAUUUCAUGAUUGUUUGGAGGAUGCACGUGCAGCAAUGAAACUUGUACUUGCCAAAAUAGAAGUGGGGUUGAUGAAAGUGGUUGAAACAGAUGCAAUGAAGUUACUUUGUCACUGCAUACCAAUCGCUAUACCUGAAGAAAAAUUACUUGAAAUUAUUCCUGGAGAUUUCACAAUUGAAGAAAAUAAGAAAGGUAAAGGAAAGAGAUAUUCGGUUUUUAUAGUUUUCAAGAAUAAAGAGGAGGCUGAUGAGGUGUACAAGGGUCUUAAGGGUGAUGAAAUUAAAUUAAGAUUCAUUGGGGCGUCCACAAAAGUUAAUUUUAUUUAACCUGGAUUCAGGUCUAGCUGGCAGUUUGUAUGUCUGAAACAUGGUCUAAGUUGGCAUUGAUGUCCAGGUGGCAUCGAAUAUGAGGUGCCAGCUCAGCAUAACAAACAGUUGUAUGUGAACAAUUAGGUAUUUGAUUCCCACAAAAGGUGAUUGUUGUUGAAUAUUGGAAUUUUGUUUAGAUUUUGAUUUUAUGGGUA